AUGCCCAGCCCAGUGCCGCGAGGCAGCCGGCCGCCCGCUCCCCCGGGCGCAGGAGACGAGACCUCGGAGCUCCAGCGCCGCCCCGCGGGUCCAGGCAGGCCCCGCGCUCCCGGGCGCCUCGAGUCUUCCUUCUCCGUCGAGGCCAUCCUGGCCAGGCCUGCCCGCCGCGCGCCCCCCGCCGCCGCCCCAAUGUCCGGCGUCGCCGCGGACCUCGGCUCGGCUCCCUCCCGGUUUCCCGCGACGUGGCUGCCGGCCUACCUGAGCGUGAGUCUCUACCAGCCGUGCCCCCAGCUGCCCCGGACGGGGCUCCGCGUGGCUCACCUCUUCGGCCUCCAGGGCCUCGGCGUCCAGGGCCUCGGCGCAGCUCACUGCUCAGCCUCUGGGGCACUACCUCCAGACUGGGCUCCAGGAGAACUUCAGGACACUGAGGGGAGCCUCAGAGGUUGAACCAUGUUUAACUUGAAGCAGCUGGAAGAGUUGGAGAAAGUGUUUACAAAACAGCACAAUCUAGUGGGGAAGAAGAGAGCCCAGCUGGCAGCCCAGCUCAACCACGAGGAGGAGGUGAGGGUCUGGUUCCAAAACCGCAGGGUCAAGUAUCAGAAGCAGCAAAGGCUGAAGCUACCAGCUGUGUCUGCCAUGGCUGCCUCCCAGGAUGAGCCCUCCAGCAGCUCUGACAGCAGCAUCCAGAGAGAAGACACUGAGUCAGGAGUGGACAGCUGA
Molecule: messenger RNA, 720 nt
Organism: Puma concolor (puma)
Lineage: Eukaryota; Metazoa; Chordata; Mammalia; Carnivora; Felidae
Source: RefSeq, a predicted model, not a curated record